CGCGCGUAGCUACAUUCGGUUGGACCCUAUUUCGCAUCGUGCUUGAAAAUCACGUAAGCCUUACGUCGGGGAAAAUCCUCUGCGCGAGAGAAGUAUUUCAUCGUUCUAUCUACGUGUCAAACUACCGCUGUGUUUACCUGAAUUUGAUCGAAAACGAAAUUUAAACUGGCGCGAAUCUAAUUCACCCCCUCGAAGUGUUCCUUAAGUUUAUAAUACUCGCUAUAAAUCGGAACUUUAGAAACUUCAGAAAACUUAGUGAACUGUAUAUAUCAAGAUUUCGUUGAUCUAGCGAGCUAAAGACUUCGAGCGUGAGCUGUCAUCUUGAGAAAUUCGCUAACUGCGAUCACACGACUCUGUCAAGGACUUUUUGCAAUACUGUCAUUUAUUUCAAAUGUUUCGCAGAUCGUUCAAAUGAUUUCUAAUAAAUUAUUAUUUACGUACAGUAAAGAGAAUGUUGCAAUAUUGCAGUACAUAAACUGGACAGUCAAGAAAAGUUAAUUUUAUAUCCCGUAAGAAAGUUGGAAUUCCGUUAUUCUAAUUGCGAGCAAAGACCUUCUAUAAAAAAUCAGAAAAAUUCCAUGAUGCAACAUCAUAUUUUGGCAGAUACUUCAAUUGCAUACGCGGGGCAUUCGUAAUUUCCUUAUCGCGACCAUCAAAGAUUCAAUCGAUUUCAAUUUGCAUGAGCUGGUACUGUCGAGGCAAUAUAUCUUGAAUUCCUUUGCUUCUUCCAAUACGUUUGAUAAUGCUCGCCUGGAGAAUUCUUACGACAAUGAUACCACUCGAAAUUCUCCUUGGGAUAAAAAACACGACUUAUUCGCGCAUGUAAUUGUUUUAAAAUAUUCAUUCAUAUCACGAGGCCAAGAUAGUGUCCCGACGCGGGGGGAGGAUGUGGCAGUAUUAAGAGACGAAGUUUAACUCGGGGGAUUUGGCAAUGAUUAAUGCGACGAAGAGGUGAUGUCAUGUGGCGAAACUUUGGUUGGACGGCCAUUCUGGCCACAUGGACGAUAUUACUAAUUUUGAAUAGCGGCUUAGCCGGUGAACGGGUCCCGAAUAAUCCGCAAAACAACAAUGAAGACAUUCCUUACAAAGUUGAUCACGGAGCGACGUAUCCCGUUUUCGAUAAGAAAGUUGUCGACGAUUCUAAGUUACGAUACGCGAGAGAGAAUUUCAAAUCGAAUGAUCGUUCAUCAAUGCAUGUGAAAGCAGUUUCUCUGGAAUUCAAAAAUACGGAAAAUCGUGAUUCACGACUCAGUGGCUAUGAAAAGCACAUUACGAUGUCAAAUGCAAUGGCUACGACGAAGUACUUGAAAGACGCCGACGACAAAAGUGCGCGACUGAUUACAAAAAAAGUAGGAACGGAAAACGUAUGGCUGUCAAAAGUUAUCGUUGUGAAAAAGUCAAAAAAUACAAGGAAUUAUCUUAAGUUCGUAUCUAGCCUACGUCCGUCGCCGUCGACGUUCCGAGAAUCGGAAAGUGCCUCGAGGCAAAGAAGACGCAAGGAAAGAACCAUUUACGUGUUCUUGAACGAUCGUAAAAAGGUUGGAAUGAUAAGACACGAUACUCAGGCGUUUGGCAAGAAAGACGGACAAUGGAAAGAGUACGAAGAGGAUCGAGUCUUUAGCGAAGAAAACGGAAUGACCGCAUUCUUCCCUGACAAAUUCACAAAGGGUCCGCGUAGCGAGAAAGACAGUUCUAUACUGCAGAAGUUCAAAAAUUCCGGCAUCUCGCAACUCAAAAGUACGCCGGAAGACAUUGAGUCUAGAGACGCCGAUGAAACACGCGAACGUAAUAGUAAUAAAAGGCAUUCCCGCGAAAGUCUCGAGCUGACGAAAACCAGCGCGAAUAAAUUGAUUUACGUUGAAGUCAGCGACAAAUCUCAAGGAGUAGAGCCAACUUUUUCAAACUACUUAAGCUCAAAGGAAAAUCAGAGUCGUGGGGAUGGAACUAUUACAACUACUGCAGAUAACGUCACAGAAAAUUCACUCUACGAACGUUCCGUACCUGUCACUCGGACCACGUUAAUCUUCAACUCCAAAAUCUCGAGUGCAAACAGAGUUGGUAAUGAAGAAAACACCGUAAGUCCCUAUCACUCUUCGGAGGACGAAUAUUCAAAAUCCUAUAAAGCGGAUAAGUUUCUAGUAGCCGAAACACACAAGCGCGACGAACAUUCAAAGGUAGGAUUUAAAAUAAGUACAGACGGGAACAAGAAGGGGAACGUCAUCGAUCCGUUCGCUCUUCGUGUAUCAAAUUCGCACGAUAACCAUUUUAUUAGAAAAAGAAACAGCUUUGCGAGACGUCCUUUUCUAUAUAAAAAAAAGAACUUGUUAAAGGCAAACGACAUAUUUGACUCGCGACAUCAAUAUCAUUCUUCAAUAAGCGAUGUGAGAAUAAAUAGAAAAGCAGCGAAUCUUGGCAAGAUGCAUAUAAGAAAAAAAAUAGAAGAAAAGAAGAUCACUGCCGUUGCAAACUACGCAACGCGCAACACACACAAAGUCAAACGUGAUCUGUUACCAACUAAUUUAUCUACCAAGGGAAACGACGAGUCGAACUUAGACUAUCAGAUGCCAGCGCGUAUUUCAGUCACGCAGAAAAGGAAUCCGAUGCACGUACGACACGUCGAAUCCGACGCGAACUGCGAGCGUCCGCGGACAACCGAGUUCGAGGCCGAAGUUCGUGACGCGUUUCGAAUCAGCCUCCGGAAUGUCUCCGGUCCAUCGGAGAUCGCAAAAUUCGGCAGUCACCUAGACCAGAAAGCUCGCAGUCGCCCGAAAUACCCGCGGAAUUUUCAUGCCAUCAAUAUCGGUACACGGCCUCCGCGCAUCGCCGAGACAACUGAUGGAAGAUCGGAACUCGACGUGGAGCGAAGAACUUCAGCCGGGAGCGUAUCUAUCUUUUUCGGCGCAGCGAAUGUCAGCGAUAAUUCGACCGGGAUGCAGAAGAUUAAUGGGCGUGUGCAGUCAUCGAACGUACUUACGGAUGAGCCCGGAUUAGAAAAUGUCGGAGUUACGACGGGACGAGGCGGAGAUCGUCGUGAUGUGCAUGAAGAAUCUGGAUUUUAUUCACGAAGAGACGGUGUCCAUAACUCAAAGUAUCGACGAUACAAACGCCAAGACUGGAACACCCCGGGGAUAUCGACGUCAACUGAAUUCGAUACCGAGACGUGGAAGACACUCGAUACGACUAGGGUAACAACAGCAUCGAACUCGCUAAUCGAAUUUACCGCGGAUUCGUCCAUUUCGACAACUCAAACAAAUAAUAUAGAUCAAAUAUCAUCUAAUGCGAAAAAAAUUCUUACAUCUGCAAAAACACUGCCGACCACUUCGAGACACACAGAAUUACAGAAAGAGCGGCAAUUCAUCCGAUUGGCUCCGACCGAUAACGAUGAAAGAUACACGAACGCACACACAAAUCCGGCAAGAAUGGAUUCUGAUGCCUCUGACUCAUUAGAGAUACCGUUGAUAAAUGAUCCGAAGAUCUCGAACGUCAGUACGGCGGAAACGCCAUUUCCAAUUGAAGCGCACGAUCGAUCGAGCACAAUAGCCAAAAUAGACAGCUCUAUUAUUCGAAAAGACGUUCCUACAACCGUGGAAGCAAACGUGCGAAUAUCCGACGCUACGAACAAGAUCCUCUUGGAUGUGUCUUCGACCGAGCUCAUUAAUGCGCAAGAGGGAGCGUACGGUAAUGAAUCCGUUUGGACCAUUGACCCACUUCGUCAAAGGAACAGUGAUCCUUCUCAAGGUGUCUCCGAGAACAUCACCACGGAGAAUGUCGUCGACUCGUCAGCCAGUGCCGACGUGCUCUCGGAGCAGUGGCCUGUAAAACAUAGCGCGGUGGUGGAAGGUGAUCUCGUUCUCGGCGGACUGAUGAUGGUGCACGAAAGAGAAGAUACAAUUACAUGCGGCCGUGUAAUGCCUCAGGGCGGCGUUCAGGCUCUGGAAGCCAUGCUGUUUACGCUGGACACUCUCAACGAUCGGGAUAUCGUGCCUGGCGUCAAGAUCGGUGCGCACAUACUCGACGACUGCGACAAGGACACGUACGGCCUUGAGAUGGCGGUGGAUUUCAUAAAGGGUUCAAUAAGCAACAUAGAUGGUGCGGAAUAUCACUGCAACAAAACUGCCGUGCGAAAGGUAAUCAGUGGGGUUGUUGGUGCAGCGAGUUCAGUAACUUCGAUUCAGGUUGCCAAUCUCCUACGAUUGUUUAAAAUUCCGCAAGUCUCUUUUUUCUCGACGAGCCCAGAACUUUCCAACAAACAACGCUUCGAAUAUUUCAGCCGCACGAUACCCAGCGAUCACUAUCAGGUCAAAGCGAUGGUCGACAUUGUACUGACGAUGGGUUGGAGCUACGUUUCCAUCAUUUACGAGGAGAGCAACUACGGCGUAAAGGCUUUCGAGGAACUCGAGGAACUACUAGGGAAAUAUAACAUAUGUAUCGCCGUCAAAGAAAAGUUGGUGAAGGACUCCGGAGUCGCCGAAGAGGUCGCCUACGAUGAGAUAGUUUCAAAGUUGCUGACAAAACCGCGAGCGAGAGGUUGCAUUAUCUUCGGUUCCGAUCAAGAAGUCGCCGGGGUCAUGAGGGCGGUCAGGCGUCGUAAAGCGACCGGGGUUUUUUCCUGGAUCGGCAGCGACGGCUGGAGUGCAAGAGGAUUAGUGAGUAACGGUAACGAGCCGGAAGUCGAGGGCACUCUAUCGGUUCAACCUCAGGCGAACCCCGUUAAGGGUUUCGAAGAGUACUUCCUCAACUUGACCGUCGAGAACAAUCGGAGGAACCCGUGGUUCGUCGAAUUUUGGGAAGACCAUUUUAAAUGCCAAUAUCCAAAUGCGCCCCGGACGCCGUAUAACGUAAAUUACACGAAGAAAUGCACAACGAAGGAACGUCUCACCAAACAGAACACGGCUUUUGAGGACCAACUGCAGUUUGUUUCCGAUGCAGUAAUGGCAUUCGCUCACGCUUUUCGAGACAUGCAUCACGACCUUUGUCACGGAAAGGCGGGACUGUGCGACGAGAUGAAACCGACUAACGGAACGUUACUCUUGCAGUACCUGCGCAAUGUGAAUUUCAAGGGUCUAAGCGGAGACAAGUUUAAUUUCAACAAGGACGGUGACGGACCGGCGCGGUACAACAUCAUACAUUUCAAGCAAACCGAACCGGGCAAGUACAAGUGGGUUCGCGUUGGCGAAUACUCGGAAGACGAGCUGCGACUGAACAUGUCGGAAAUCCAAUUUAAGCUUGGACAUCCUCAGCCGCCCGAAAGCGUGUGCUCCUUACCUUGCGAGGACGGUCAGGCAAAGAAAUACGUCGAGGGUGAAAGAUGCUGCUGGCAUUGCUUUAAUUGCACUCAAUAUCAGAUACGGCAUCCCGAGGAUGAGACGCAGUGCAGUCAGUGUGAACGAGGCACGUUGCCGGACGAAACACAUUCGAAGUGCCGGGAAGUUCCGGAAGAAUUUCUACGUCCGGAAAGUGGCUGGGCGAUAGGUGCGAUGUCUUUUUCCGCCACGGGGAUUUUGGUGACAUUAUUUGUCUGCGGAGUUUUCCUCAAACACAACGAUACGCCUGUCGUACGUGCGUCUGGACGAGAACUAUCUUACGUUCUACUCUCGGGAAUUCUACUCUGUUACCUCGUCACAUUCACUCUGAUAUUCAAACCUACGCAUAUCGUCUGUGGUAUUCAAAGAUUCGCCGCGGGCUUCUGUUUCACGGUGGUAUACGCGGCUUUAUUAACGAAGACCAAUCGAAUCUCAAGGAUCUUCAACGCCGGCAGUGCAAAAAGGCCGUCCUUCAUAUCACCGCGGUCGCAACUUAUCAUCUGCUCCGGAUUAAUAUCCGUGCAGAUCUUAAUUAACGUAGUUUGGAUGAUCAUCGAUCCUGCCAGAGCGAUGCAUCACUACCCCACGAUGGAAGACAAUCUACUCGUAUGCAACAACUACAUCGACACGAGCUAUAUGAUCGCAUUUACAUAUCCCAUAAUAUUAAUAAUUGUGUGUACUAUCUAUGCCAUCCUCACGAGAAAAAUUCCAGAAGCUUUCAACGAGAGCAAGCACAUCGGUUUAACGAUGUACACAACAUGCGUCAUAUGGCUCGCUUUCGUACCUUUGUACUACGGUACCGGAAGCAACGUCGCACUGAGAAUUACCUCAAUGUCUGUAACAAUCAGUCUUUCUGCAUCCGUGACGGUGGUUUGCCUCUUCAGUCCGAAGCUGUACAUUAUUUUAAUCCGACCCGAGAGAAACGUACGCCCAACCGUGAGGGCAGGAAGGCCUAACCCGACGAAAAGUUCGGCGAUAACUGCCACAAAUGCCUCGAGUAUGAUGGGGCCGGUGACGGCGACGACGGUUUUGACAGCCGCUACUUGCGAUCAAAAUAAAGCCAUCAAGAAACAUAUCGCGUCCACGAUGGACUGCUCCACUCAGAGCGAAUGCUACGAAAUGGAAUUGAAGGAACGGAAAAACGGGGAGCCGCUGACAACGUGCAUUUCGCGAUCAACGCAGACGACUGUCAACGAGAAGGAAUUUGUGACCGUCGUGACGAGUAAUAAAAAAUCGCCGGACGUAAUCGUGUCCGCGAGUAACAUGGAAUCAAUAAAUAGCACGACGACAGCGAAACGGCUCAACAGUAAUGCGAGGAUAGGUAAUGGACCGCUUUCUCAAAGCGACGUCUCUUUAUAGCGGAAGAUAGAACUGUCAACGGAAUCGCCGGUAUUAACUGUUAGUUUAAAACCGAUCUCGAAGAAUCCCGUCGUCGUUUGAUUUAUUCUACUGCAUAUAUAUAUAUACAAUUAGAUCUACGCCAACGGAUUUUUUUAGCAUAACGAGGCAGGCAAAAUAUCCAUUUUGAAAAUUAUUUUAAAAAACAAUUAAUAAUUUAUCGUCAGACGCUCCUCGUCAGCAAAAUAACAACAACCAUGCGCCAAUUGUGCGAUAUAGUGUACUUAUAUAUCGUAUACGUUUGGAUUAGAGUUGAGUAAAUCUGAAAUAGAAGAAAUUUAUUAUACGUAUUGUAUAACGUGCCGAAAAUAUAUGUAUAUUCUAAGAUGCAUGAUAUGUUACAAACUUAUAAUCUUAAGUUACACGUAAUAUGACAGAUAAACAUAAAUGAGCGUACAAUACGAGAGUUAAAGAUUGUUUGAUUACUUAAUUGUGUAACAUAAGUGCGCAAGAAUAUAUGUAUAAUUUUUAUUAUAAUGAGUUUAUUAUAAUGAGUUUCUUACUAUUAUAUUAUAUUCCUGUCUCUUAAUAAAUACGUAACUAACGUAACUAAAUAUAGCAAUUCUCUUGGAAAAAUUUUGAAAAUUAUGGUUCUAAUAAGAAUCAAAACAUUAUAUUAAUUUCGCUGGCAUUUAAUAAAUAAUAU
This is a messenger RNA of Wasmannia auropunctata (little fire ant), 7347 nucleotides long. It is a transcript of the gene Glurb, whose product is annotated as metabotropic glutamate receptor 2. Gene Ontology annotation, biological process: G protein-coupled receptor signaling pathway. Gene Ontology annotation, cellular component: membrane. The record is from RefSeq and is a predicted model, not a curated record. The transcript has 16 exons. The coding region runs from base 939 to 6662 and encodes 1907 amino acids. Lineage: Eukaryota; Metazoa; Arthropoda; Insecta; Hymenoptera; Formicidae. Gene Ontology annotation, molecular function: adenylate cyclase inhibiting G protein-coupled glutamate receptor activity.